AUGGCUCUUCUGGUCUCACUUCCUGGAGGGAAUCAGGCCAUGGCCUGUAUCCUGCUUCUGCUGCUGUCAUCUGCAUGCCUGCAAGCUGGUUACUCCGCAGGAUCCAACAGAGAAAGACCCUUUGGGGUCAACCAACCAGCACGCCUCUCUGGUGUCCAGGGCGGCUCCAUCCAGAUCCCCUUCUCCUUCUACUUCCCCUGGGAGUUGGCAGAGGAUCCACAGAUGAGGAUUCUCUGGAGAUGGAAGCACUUCCAUGGAGAAUUUAUCUACAACUCCACCCCGACUUUCAUACAUAAGCAUUUUAUGAAACGGCUCAGCCUGAACUGGACACAGCCUCAGACAUCUGGAGUCCUCAGAAUCCUGGACUUGAAGAAGGAGGACCAGAGCACUUAUUUCUGUAAAAUUAUUCUGAACACAAGAGAAGGCAUGAAGAGUUGGCAAUCAAUUGCUGGGACUCAACUGAUCAUCUCCUCUG
Messenger RNA from Onychomys torridus (southern grasshopper mouse), 475 nucleotides. RefSeq names its product paired immunoglobulin-like type 2 receptor beta-2. The transcript has 2 exons. The annotation marks the transcript as partial. Gene Ontology annotation, molecular function: MHC class I protein binding. NCBI's taxonomy places the organism in Eukaryota, Metazoa, Chordata, Mammalia, Rodentia, Cricetidae. The record is from RefSeq and is a predicted model, not a curated record.